GGUUGGGGCUCCAAUCCUCGCUCCAUCUCCCGUUCGCCCAUUCCACCACCUCAUUGCCUCUUUACUUGCUUCCCUCUCAUCACAAACUCCCGCGUGCAACCCCAGUAUUCAUCAUGUCCCUUGGGUACACCACUGCUACGCCGGAGAUGAAGGCCUCUGUGGCCGAAAUGGUGGACAGGAUGAUGAAGCCCAAAGUUAAACCCGACGGCUUGUCCUUCACCAUGGGAUGGGAUGUGGUCGCCUCAUAUUCAGAAAAGCAGAUCAACGACUUGCUCCAAGUGCGCCAUCGGCAAUCAAACACUGGAAUGCUCCAAACCCUGAGUUUCACGUACCAGGAGGAAGACAUCCAGACGGAGGAGUACUUUGACAUCACGUACGACCUCCGGUUCGGGCCCCCGCUCGUGCAAUUUGAUGCCCACUCCCUCGGGCAGCCUAUGUGCACGCUCGAGAUGGAGAUUGUCGAAGGCGCGCAGACAGUGCCGACUCGGAAGCGAAACCCCGUCAGGCCCAUGCCCCCGGGCUGGAAGUUGAGGCUGCACGACAUCCCCUUGGCCAGCGUUCGAGGGCGCAUCUCGGAAGAGGGGGCCGCAGUGCACUCCGAUAUCAUCUCCAGCGACAGGCCCGUCCACUUCUCCAUGACGGAGAAAGAGACGCAGCACGUGGUCCUGGGCUUUCAGCUGGCCAACACCUCUUACAAACUCACUCUCGUGCCACCGGCCACCGGCGAGCCCUCGCCGAUGAUGAAGGCGCUGGAUCUCCCUCGCUUCGAGAAGUAUGUCAACAAAUAUUUUCAGGACGACGUCCAUGCUCUGAGCUACUCGAUCGCGAGCUUGAACAACGUCAAACGCGACGACAGUCCGAACCUGCAGCCGGUCAAGUUCCAGUUCGCCACCUUCAAGGACCACGAGCGGGGCAUCCUGUCUCUCUUCAUCCAGGUCAAGGGCGGGUUCGCCACGGGACGCACACAGGGGCUCCAAUCCCACUGGCAGAACCAGUGGGAGGACAAUGGGAUCCAGCCCAUCCCAAAGCGUUUCACGGCCAGCCUCCUCCUCUCCUCGAACAUGCUGCACCGGGUCUUGUUCCAGCAGGCGUUCAAGGGCCAGGGCUGGGAGGCUACGAACAUGUCCCCAACCAACGAAGCCGAGAACAGGAUAUCCGCCACCCUGAAGAAGCCGUGGACGGUCCCGGAGCAGAACUAUGAUUACGACAGAAAUUCCAAGUUCCACGUGGACGGCUUUACCCUGGAGCUCGAGAAGUGGCCCUUGACCCUGACCAUCCGGCAAGACGAGCCCAAGGGGAGUCCACAGGUGUACGCCCACUGGACGAUCGACCAAGACGUGGACUGGAAGGCCCACACCGGCAUCGUGCCCUUGGGCAGCGGCGUGAUCAAGGCCAAAUUCCGGUUGUGCGAUGAGCGCGAUCACAACCAACCGCGCAGGCUCGACUGCAAGAUCCGGCUCGACGACGAGUCUUUUGGCCUAGACAUGCAGCUGAACACCAAGGUCUUCCGCAUGGAUCAGGGCAAGGACCACAAGAGUGAAAUCGACUUUCUCACCUGGGAGCGCGGCAUGGCCGGGCUGUGGACCCAGUCGCCCAACGUCACCCUCAACAGCGUGGGCUUGGGCAUCCUGCGCGCCACCAACCUGUUGACCCCCGGCGGGAACUCCAUCGACUUCAACGAGGAGAUCGGAAUUAAAGCCCCUAAGGACUUUCUCCUGGUCGGGGAUGUGCUGGAGACCUAGGUGGUGCUAUGGUUGUAUUGAUGCCGCGGUUUUGUUUCUAUGAUGGAACUGUGAUCUACAAAGUUAAUGCUAUAUAAUGGCCAGAAGUGUGUACCUUCCGGCGAGAUCAGUAGACCAUACGCAUUGAGACAUGAUGAGGCAGAUCCCUGGAUGCUUUACACCACGCAGCAAGGGUUGUCUGGGUCUUCUAAUAACAACUCACACAUUACAAUACGCGACCCCUCCUUGAAUCCCUGAGGCAGACAGAAAAUAGAAUUGACCCUAUACCUCUCAUUAGGCCAAGUAUG
Molecule: messenger RNA, 2029 nt
Organism: Aspergillus aculeatus ATCC 16872
Lineage: Eukaryota; Fungi; Ascomycota; Eurotiomycetes; Eurotiales; Aspergillaceae
Exons: 1
Coding region: 114-1742 (542 amino acids)
Source: RefSeq, a predicted model, not a curated record